AUGCAUCCCAAUGUAAGAACGCUUGGUGAUACUCUUAAUGAAGGUUACAUUACCUCAAAUGAUGGACCAUGUGUAGGCAUUGUUCAAUCAUCGAAUGGUAUUAAUUCUUUACAAUGGCUUCCCUAUUCCAAAGUUAUAGAAAAAAGUCGAUGUAUUGGUUCAUAUUUAUGGGUUAAAACAAAACUUACUCCGAUGCAAUCGAAAGUGGCUAUUAUUUCAGCAAAUCGUGCUGAAUAUUUGUUUGUUGAACAUGCAUGUUAUCAAUAUGGAUUUGUCGUUGUUAGUCUUUAUACUACUUAUGAUUCUGCAACUAUUUUAAAUGUUCUUCAAAAGACUCAAGCUGAGGUACUUGUAGUUGAUAAUUUAGAACGUAUUCGAACCAUUCAAGAUGAUUUAUUCAAUAGUAAUCAAAUAAAAGAGAUAUUAGUCAUGGAUGGCAGUAGCUGUGAUGAGAAAAAUAAAAUUCGAUCUAUUUCAACAAUAUUUAAAUCAAUGCAGAAUAGUAAUAUACGUGAACGGCCAAUAGUUGAUCCAAAUAGUAUUGCUACAUUUAUAUUAACAAGUGGAACUACAGGAGAGCCAAAACUUGCAAUGAUCUCACAUGAAAAUCUAUUGGCAGCGGUGAAAGGUAAUCUUAUUCGUCUACAUCGACAAAAUAUUAAAAGACCACUUACCAAUAGCCAUUGUUCAUUUCUACCUAUGGCACAUAUAUUUGAAAGAUUUGUAAUCUUUCAAAUUCUAUUCGAAGGCACAGCAGUAGCUUUUUGUCCAGCUCCUGAAAAGCUCGUCGAAUAUUUAUCUAUAGUGAAACCAACUCAAGCUUCUGUUGUGCCACGUGUACUUAACAAAGUCUAUGAUACAAUUAUGAAUGAAGUUAAAAAAAGUCCAAUAAAAGAAUUUCUUGUUCGACAAGCAUUACAUGAACAAUUACCCUUUUUAUCACGUUUCGUCUUUCGAAAAGUUAGAGCCUUAUUCGGUGGUCAACUUCAGGGAAUAAUAACAGCAUCAGCUCCAAUAAAACCAGAUGUUAUGCAUUUUUUUCGUAUCGCAUUGGAUAUACCUAUAGUAGAAGGAUAUGGACAGACUGAAUCAUCGACGAUUGGUGCUAGUACACAUCCAAUUGAUAUGUCAUAUGGUACAGUUGGUUCACCUGGACCAAAUUCCGAAAUAAAAUUAAUUGAUGUACCAGACACAACCUACCGAUCUGAAAUGAAUCAAGGAGAAGUUUGUAUCCGUGGACCAGCUAUUUUUAAAGGCUAUUAUGGUGAUGAAUCAAAGACAAAAGAGGUGAUUGAUCAAGAUGGCUGGCUGCAUACAGGUGAUGUAGGAGAAUGGACAAGUAAUGGAGCAUUACGUAUUAUUGAUCGUGCAAAACAUAUAUUUAAAUUAAGUCAAGGAAAAUAUAUUGCACCAGAACGUCUUGAAGAUGUUUAUAUUCGUUCACAAUGGGUUGCACAAAUCUUUAUUGAUGGUAUUUCUAGUGAAGAAUCGGUCGUAGCUAUUGUGAUACCUGAUGAACAGUAUGUUCGAAAGAACUUUCAAGAAGUAAACACUGAAACAACAUUUGCCAAUUUAUGCAAGAAUGUCAAACUAAAAGAAAUUAUUUUAUCCGAUUUAAUACGAUUAGCAGAAGAAUCCAAACUUAAAACUUAUGAAACAUUAAGCAAUAUUCAUCUUCAUUCCGAAUUAUUUUCGCAUGACAACGAACUUCUUACAGUAACAUUCAAGACACGACGAAAUAAUGCUCGAAAACAUUUUCAAUCAAUUAUUAAAUCACUUUAUCAAACUGAUUCGACCAUGACAAGCAAAAAUUCAUUGAAAUAG
Molecule: messenger RNA, 1824 nt
Organism: Rotaria sp. Silwood1
Lineage: Eukaryota; Metazoa; Rotifera; Eurotatoria; Philodinida; Philodinidae
Source: the annotation of a GenBank genome assembly